AUGGUAGAACUUUGUCGUGAACUUUUCCAACAAGCUAAUGAAGGGAAGGGUAUUUCAACUCCUAAGCUAACUAUAAUACCAGAUGGUGUUUUACCUGCAAACAGUCCCUCGUUCACUAACAUUAACGACGGUAACAGCUCUGAAAUCUACUGCUCCAAGUCUACUUAUCUAAAAAUAUUCGCUGAAGCUCGGCGACUCAUACGACAGGAUACUUCAAACGCGCUAAUCAAUGACGAAGAUAAAUACUUGGGAACCUUGGGUCUUCUUUUGAUUACUCCAGAAGAUCGCACAGCUUUAAAAUUGCACGAAGAUCUACUAUUGAAAAGACUCCAGACCCAACCUGGCGGACAAUGGACUGGCUCUGACGGAAGUACGCGGUUGUUUUGUUACGAAUUAUCUGCCAUUUCUCUUCUGCUGACAUCAUCUGUCAACCGAGUCAACAAAUCAUCCUCGUUGUGGCUUCUCUUCAGAAAAGUGUAUGCGCUGAAGAGAGAAUUUUACCCAGAUCCAGAUAUUGAUUUUAGCUCAUUGUUCACUUCGUCCGCAGAAAGGCAUAUCUCAAAUUACUAUUGUUGGAAUACUUUUCGAUGGGUGUAUGAUUUGGAGACGCCAGCCGCACAAACAGAGCUUCUCAAAGUUGUAUGGGGUUUCAGUAUCAGGCAUCCGAAAGACAGUUCUGCAUGGUGGGCUCUUGGCCACGUUUUGUUAAGCCUUCCAGAGCUAGCGUCCAAUUUCAUUCAGAAUUACAAUGCUGUUAAUAUGAGGUUCGAAUUUACCAAGCAUAUCCAUCAUAAGCAGAAUAGCGAUAAUCUGACAAAUGAGGCAUUGAGCGCCAAGGCAAUUCAUUACAUUUCAAAAAUAAUGACUUACAUCGAAACCGGGGAGGUCAGGGAAUGGCCACCGUUUGGGUGUAUCGUGAGGUUAUCACACUACGUGUCGAGAAACGAACAAGUUCAUCCCUUACAAAGGUGGUGCGACGAGAUUGAGGCAUUCGAAGAAAAAAACUUCAAAAUUGACAGAAAGUCAGUCACUAUGGCGAUCUAUAAAAAUAAUCGAGACUUGUUGUUCCAAAGAUCAAUUGAAUCCUUAAUGCUUCGCAAAGCUGCUAUAGGGAAGGUUGAUAUCGCACUGUUGCGAAACGCGAACAAAACUAAACGGACCUGA
Molecule: messenger RNA, 1164 nt
Organism: Lachancea lanzarotensis
Lineage: Eukaryota; Fungi; Ascomycota; Saccharomycetes; Saccharomycetales; Saccharomycetaceae
Gene: ECM9
Product: LALA0S02e01882g1_1
Exons: 2
Coding region: 1-1164 (387 amino acids)
Source: RefSeq, a predicted model, not a curated record